AUGCCGCCCUGGCUGCUGGGCAGCCUCUGCUGCUGCCUGCUGGCGGCGCGGGCGGCGCUGGGCGGCGGCUCCGCGGGCGCGGAGGCGGCGGCGGCGGAGGAGGAGGAGAAGCUGAUCCGGGUGCUGGUGCUGUUGCCGCAGGACGACGCCUACCUCUUCUCGCUGGGGCGGGUGCGCCCGGCCAUCGAGUACGCGGUGCGGAGCCUGCGGGAGAGCGGCGGCGGCUUGCCCCCCGGGUACGCCUUCCAGCUCACCUACGAGGACUCGGCCUGCGGCAACCGCGCCCUCUUCAGCCUGGUAGACAUGGUGGCCCUCCAGCACCGGCGCCCCGACCUGCUGCUGGGCCCCGUCUGCGAAUACGCGGCGGCGCCGGUGGCGCGGCUGGCGGCCCACUGGGACGUGCCCAUGCUGUCGGCGGGGGCGCUGGCCGCCGGCUUCGGCGCCAAGGGCGGCGAGUACUCGCACCUCACCCGCGUCGCCCCCGCCUACGCCAAGAUGGGCGAGAUGCUGCUGGCCCUCUUCCGCCACCACCAGUGGAGCCGGGCCACCCUGCUCUACAGCGACAGCAACCCCGAGCGCAGCUGCUACUUCGCCAUGGAGGGCGUCCAUGUGGUCUUCCAGGAGGAGGCCUUCCACAUGGCCGUGCACAGCUUCGACGAGAACAGCCGACACCUCGACCUCGACGACGUCGUCCGCACCCUCCAGACGGGCGAGAGGGUUGUAAUCAUGUGUGCCAGCGGUGACACAAUCAGGAACAUCAUGUUGGCUGCUCAUCGGCAAGGAAUGACCAAUGGGGACUACGCUUUCUUCAAUAUUGAACUCUUCAACAGCUCAUCAUUUGGAAAUGGUUCUUGGAGAAGAGGAGACAAACACGACCUUGAAGCCAAGAAGGCAUACUCAUACCUCCAAACCGUCACUCUGCUGAGGACCGUGAAGCCUGAGUUUGAGAAGUUUUCACUGGAGGUGAAAAGUUCUGUUCAGAAGCAAGGUCUGCAUGAGGAUGACUAUGUGAACAUGUUUGUGGAAGGAUUCCAUGAUGCUAUUCUUCUUUAUGCUCUAGCUUUACAGGAAGUCCUGAAGUUUGGUUUCAGUAAGAAAGAUGGGGAAAAAAUUGUUCAGCAAACACGGAACAGAACCUAUGAAGGCAUUGCAGGGCAGGUGUCCAUUGAUGCCAAUGGAGACAGAUACGGGGAUUUCUCUGUGAUCGGGAUGACGGACCCAGAGGCAGGCACACAGGAGGUGAUCGGGGACUACUACGGAAAGCAGGGGCGUUUUGAGAUUCGGUCAAAUGUGAAAUAUCCUUGGAAUCACGGCAGGCUGCGACUGGAUGAAAGCCGAGUUUCCGAGCACACAAACAACACACCGUGUAAAUCAUCAGGUGGUCUAGGAGAAUCAGCAGUUACAGGAAUAGUUGUGGGCGCCUUGCUUGGAGCAGGACUGCUUAUGGCUUUUUACUUUUUCAGAAAGAAAUACAGAAUAACUAUUGAGAGACGAACUCGACAGGAGGACUGUAACAUGGGGAAACAUCGGCAGUUACGUGAAGACUCCAUUAGAUCUCAUUUUUCAGCUGCAUAAAGAAGAAGAAGAAAAAGAAUCCCAUUCUUCCUGGGGAAAAAAGAAUUAGGGAAAAGGACACAACCAAAGACAUCAGUGUAAAAAGAGGAGGCUCUUGAAGAACUCACUCUUUUAAGCAGUAAUCUUGUCUUAAUUUCUUUCAGAAGCUCAGGAAUGAUUUAUUAAUCAUGUUAUGCCGCAUGGCCUUUCAUCUCAUGAAAACAGAAAAUGAUGCAAUUUGAUGUUAUUGGAUGUACUUAAUAUGUAAAGACAGUGUCUCUUAAGGCAUAUAUCAAGGGCAGCAGAUCUGGGUUUAGUUGAUGGGGAGUGCCUCAUUCUGUUCCCUUUUUGAAUUUUUUUAGGUUCUACCACCUUCUUCCUUAAUUGCAUCUCACCCAUGGCUAUCAAAUAUGGUUUCACAGGCACAGGUCCUGGUUGCUGUCAAAAGGAAAAAAGGGAUUCAUUUGGGGUAUGAUCCUGCAUCACUGAAUCAUUGCCAUUGAUUAUAGGGGAUACAAGAUUGGGAAUAGGGAGUUUAGUUCUUGGAGGGAACUGGCACUUGGGUGCAGUUAACUACACUGGGGUGUAAUUAACUCAACUGAGAAAGUCAGGCAGGUGGAAACACACACAAACCAUUCUGUCCUUGUUUGUGUAGUAUCACAAUCAAAAGCACUGAUUCUCCCUCUUAGGCACUGUGAGUUAGGUAAAACUCCAGUGAAGGAGGAGGAGUUUCAUUGAUGGGGAAUAGUGAGAGAGAAGACAAUCAGGCCGCCAGAGAUGACUGUCUGAUUCCUCAGUCUUAUAUGUGUUUUGUCAUGCUCUUUUCUCUCCACUGCCAGGACUUCUCAGAGAGGUAGAUAUAGUCCAUGCAGAGCCCGUUCCUGUUCCCAGUGAAGUUGAUGGCAAAAUCCCAUUAACUUCAGUGAGCACGGGACUGCAUCCAAAAUUGUAAAUAUGAAAGUGUUUGUAUAGCUGAAGCAACUCAAAAGGGGAUCUUUUUUGUGUAAAAAUGACAUUCCAUGCUACCAUUUUAUUUUUAGGAUAUUUUUUAUCUUGUAUUUUUCUAUUAAAGUAUCUAUUUUUGCUUUGGUAGGAUUAAAAAUUAAGGGAGAGGAUGUUUUGGAGACAUUUUUUAUGAUAGGUGUAACAUGCAGGGAAAGUCAACAGCUGUAAAUACAUUUUAGAACUGGUAUUUAGGGGAGGAGAAGUGACUUUAUGGAUAGUAAUGGACUUUUUGCCCCACUUUCUUCUCCAGGCAUUUGCAAGAUUCAAAUAGCUAUUUAAGCAAUAUAAAUGCAGUUACUGAAUUGUCUAUGUGAUGGUGGCCCCAGUCCUGAAAAUAAUGAACUUUUCCCAUGUUAAAUAGUCCUGCAUUAGUCAGUGAGACUAACUAUUCAUGUGUGAUCAAUAAAACACACAAGGAACUACCUUCAGGAGUCAGGGUGGAAAAACGCUAACUUUAGGGCUGACUUUAAUCCUGCUGCCACCAGUAUCCCUGGGACUAUUGCCCUUGACUUUACCAGGAGCAAAACUGAAUCUGUGAUGAAUUAGCUACUGACAGGUUAUUUUAUACUAGACAAAGGAGAGCUCUGUGCUUUCUAGUCAACAAAUGGAAAUGAACAGUGCCUAUUAUAAAGGUGGUGAAGAAGACCCAUAGAAGUAUUGUCUGGGAAAACCCAGCUAUGAAUAUGAUUCUAACGUGUGGAGCCUUUUGGUUUACCCUAUUCUCAUUUCAUAACCAGAACUUUGUGGUCUCAGCAGUCAGAGUCAGGCUUGAAGGUUAAUCUCACAACUGGCACUGAAGCCUGUGUUCUACAAAACUUUUAGGUCCUGAGAAGCCAGAGUGUGAAUUCAAGAGAAACUAUCUUGGGGUUGCUUGAAGUGAACAAAGAGUGUUCUCUGGCUCUGUCUUCUUUCAGCUGCCUUUUAUUUGUUGAUGGGGAAAUACCCCAUGGAGUAUUUCCUUGGACUUCUCUUUCGUGUGUUUCACUUGUCUCCUAGCAUAUGCAGGGGUCCACCAUCCUCCUUUGUGAAAUACUGUCUCGUGUCCCAGGCAGCCAGAGGGUAGGGCUUCCUGACUGUCAGGGCAGCUCCAGUAUAGGUGAUGGCUGUAGACUUGGUGUCUUUAGGGCUCCCUGUAACAGCUGUUGUUCAUAUGGUAGAUUUCCAUCAUCCCCUCUCCCAGUCUGGGCCUUUAUGACUUCUGCAAAGGUGCCUCAGCCAAAGUAACGCUGCGGUCAAUGGACAGUUUUCUGAAGUAGCCUCCUUAUCUCAUGGGCACCAGAGAAGAAUGUAGGCUAUAGCAGCAUGCUGCUGUGGAGUUGGGGGUGAAAAAAGACUUCCUGAUCAGUUUUUUGAAUUUUUUUCAAGCAGUUGAGUUUGUCAAGCCCCUGGGCAUGCCUAGGGUUUGAGGGUUUUAAAAUCAUUUCCAAGGGGAUUUUGAUCUACUUGUUUUGCAAAUAACGCCUUUCAGCAUUUUUAUUAUGUUUUAUCCAUUUGACUACUUUGCCUCAGAAAAAGGGAAGGAAAAAUUUUAAAUAUGUAAAGAAAAGAAUGCAUGAUUUGAAGCAUAAACUUUUUUCAAAAUUAUGUUUGUUAUGGUUGCCUUGCAGUGGGAAUUAAUAUUCAGACAGUCACUAGUUAGGGAGCAAGAUGUAGUGUAGAUCUGUGUUUUUCCUGUGCCACACACAGUCAGGUCAGACCAGAAGGUCUGAACCAGGAGAUCUAGCUGGGACAAUAAAUCGUUAAGACAGCUUUUUUAUUAUGUUAUCAUGCUAUAACUAAACAUAUUUAAGAAAAAGUAUAAGGAAAGGUCACUUUUUAAUUAAAAAGAUGGUAAUUCUGUUCCCCAGUUUUAUCUAGGGUUUUUAAUCAUGAGCUCAAGAAGUCUUUUUAUGAGAUGUCUGUUACUGAGAUGCUGAUGGAGGCCCAGGCACAAUUUUACAUCCCAGCCCCAGCACCUCCCAAGAAAGGUGAACCUUUCUUGCCCAUCAGAACAUUUUGCAUCAAUGGGCUUUAAUCUUUCUAAAUUGGUGCACAGUUACCUGUGCAUUUUUCCCAUGGAAGUGUGGAGAUCAUUUAAGACGUUUCACUAAGUAGAUUCCUGUAUAGAAUAAAUAAACCUGCUCUUCUUAGCUGCCUUUCACAGGCCUCUUGCUAAUAGUUCCCAGGUCUUCUGUGGACCACAGAUCAAAAACUGCCAUGAGUUUAGAUUAUUGAGAGAGAGAUUCUUUACCAGCUAAUGCACUUUUCCUUUCUGGUUCAUCUGCAUUAGCUCAAUGCCACAAUGUUUAGGCUUCAAACUUCGUAAGGGAAUGUCUAAUCAAAAUAAUAAUAAUUGAUUCUCAAAAGAGUUUUCAAAACCUACAUUUUUGGCUUCAACGAAUUGCUGGUAUUACAAACAUAUGUCUGUAUUACAGAGCAGCACAAGGAGGGCCUUGACUCAGCUCAGCAGUUUAGAACACACUUAAAAUAUGCUCAACUUCAGCUUCUAAGUGCUUUGCUCUCUUGGGACCAAAGGGUAUGAUCCUGGCUAUGGCUGAACCAAAAGGAAGCUUGCCAUAUGGUUGAAUCGGAGAAAGGAUGGACCCAUAGGCCAUAUAUUUAUUGCUAAAUAUUACAGUUGUGUCUGUUAAUUUGAAAUUGAACUUCAAUGGCUUCAUACUUUGUGAAAAUCUGAUAAAUUCUCCUAAAUUAGUAUUGUUUAAAUUACCAGAUAUUGGACAGUUUAAUGGCUGAUUCACCUGCCUUCAAUCCUCUUAUCUUCAACACAUAGACUUCCACUGCAAGUUUGCAAAGAUGAAGCAAAACUUUCAAUAGUAAUUGUGAAUUUAGUAUGCUGAGGCCCACAACUUUAGAGUCAGGUGCUAAGAUGCUUUGUCCUAGGCCAUUGGUAGUUCUGGAAGUUUUGUUUAUGGAUAGUCUGUGUGUCCUGAGUUGUACCACCAUCACCAGUUAAUUACCAGUUCCUUCUGUGAUGUGUUUCACUGAAGACCAAACCCAGAUAAGCUCUGAGAGCCUUCAGUCAUUGCUAAAAUUUUUGAUGGAGAGUGCUGUGCACCUUGCAAGAUUGUGGCCAGAAUUCAGUUCAUGAAAGAGUUAUAUUCAUUCACUUCUGAGAAUAAAUUUUAUUGAUCUAUUUUCAAUUUGUUUUUAAGAAAUGCUUUAUUGCAUUACUGAAAGUAUUUUGCUGGUUUUUAUGGUGAAUUAGUAAGGUGUAGCUAAUGCUUUGAGAACAUUUGUGCUGGACAAAAUAAGAGUAUGCUCCCGGAUAGCAUGUUUUACUGGAAGGUUGAGCUCUGAUGCAUUUUUUUGCUUGGAGAUGCUGUCACACUCUCAUUAAGUUGACAAAAAAACCCUCUCGUUGAUUAAGAGGAAGUGAACUCAGGCCCUUGGUGAAGCAUCUUCAGGCUUUAAACUCAGCAUCUUGAAGCAGUUCAGAGUGAAUUUCUCAAUGUUGCAGUAGAACAGGCUGCAUCAGCCUUAGCUGACCUUGGCUACAGCGUGAUUUUCACCUCAUGAAUGCCAUAAUGCUCCUGGAAAGCCAAGAAUAGACAUCAAAGACAGGAAGCUAAUAGUCCUGGUCAUAAAUUUCUUUGGCAAUUCAGUCCACCUUUUCCGGAGCUCAAGACAGUUCCACAUCCUUCACUACCCUCCUCUGUGUUUCACAGUAGCCAUGUAGCUGGUCUGUUUCUUUAAAUAAAGCAGUUGAGGUUAUUUUUUCUCAUAUUCUCCCAGAGUAGAGUGAAUGCUCGUCAAUUCCCUGUUUUUUUCAUGCUCUUUUCUCUAGCUUCUGAAGUACUUUGAAAAGAGACAGCCAUUUUCCAUUAUUUAGUCAGAAAUGCUCCAGUGAGAGGUGGCUUUUACAAAAUUUCAGCUGUUGUUCAUUGCUGCUGUGCUGCUCAGCUGCCAGCACACCUUGCUUUGGCCCACGGCCACACCAGCCAAUAUCUCAGAUCUAGACCCAGAAUCUUCUGAUGUUGCCUGUGUUCUAACCAAGUGGAGUUGAAAAAUAGGAUUGAACAAAUACUUUCUGAAGUUUAAUCUGAAUUUUGCAGCUGGCAUCCUGUCCUUUUAAAAACACCCAAGGCUGGCACCGUAAAUUGUGGUUUUAGAAGCUGUCCCAUUCAAGCUAAAAUGAUUACCGGGUGCUACUGGGCUCACAGAAAAUGCAGUUGUCCAAGCAUGGUGACAUGAUGUCAGGUGGUGCCAGCCAGUUGUUUUUUUUUUGGUUUUUUUUCACUUUUUACUUUAAUUGUUGUUGCUAUAAAAUGACAUCAGAUCUAGUGACCACACUCCCCAAAGCAGGGCAGGACAGAAAAUCAAGUCUCUUAUGGUACAUUACCUUUUCUGUUUGUUAGGAACAUGCCCUAGUAACUUUUCUCACAACAGUGAGCAAUGAAGGCACAAAUUUCAGCAAAGUGCAUGUUCUGUUGGAGGCAGUUUUCACCCUUUUUAGAAACAAGGAAAUACAGAAGUUACAUUUUGGAGUAUAUUUUUAAGGACAUGCUGGAAAAAGUUUCAUCUUAGAUGUCUGGUGUGUGCCCCCCUGCCCUUCCCCACCCCUGCCUCUUUCUUGCUGUUGAAAGAACAAAAAGAUUUGUGUGUGUGUGAAACCUUUAAAGUGGAAGAAUAGAAGUGUUUGCGCUGUGCAUAUCCCUGCUUAGAGACAGAAAUGAAUUCAGAUGGCUUGAGGCCUGUAUUUUUUCCGUUCUCAGAUACCUUUUAACAUCCGAGCUCUAAGACUGAUGGAAGAUUAUUUUUGACAGUAAAACAAAUAGCUGUUUGUGAGAGACCUCAGACCUGGCUGUCCUCAGGGGUCAGCAAGCUGUGCAGCAGACUUUGAUAGUGUCUUUUCUCUUCUAGAGCAUGACGGGGAGCCAAAGCACUGUGGUUUGCCCCAGUGAAGCCUUAAGUCUGGCACAAAUGCAGCUCUCCAUUUAUCUCACCCCUAGAGGACGAAAGGAUAAAGGUUAAUGUUCGUGUUUUCAUGAGGUUACUGCUGGUUUUGAUCAAGAAGGUAACACUGCCACGGCUUUGAGGCCUUCUUCUAGUGUUUAAUUAUGUCCAGUGUAUAAUUACAUAGACUGUUCUAUUAUGCUAUUACUUCUUCCAGAAUUUACCUUUCAGAAUGCCUCCUAACUGACAUACGUCAAAUUUACAGCAUACAAAACUAGCUUUCAAAAGGAGAGGCUUCACUAACCACUAAGUUAAUAUUCUGCAUCAAAGGCAAAAUAUUCUAAAUAUUAGAACACUGUUAAAGUUUGUAUGUUAAGCUAUAGUACUUCAGAAAUCUUACAGGGAUUCAUUAGGUGUUAAAUCUUUGAAAGGUUAAAAUCCACUCUGUGUGAACUGUUGCUUGGUGUUUCUGUCAUGUGAAUGUUUCUAGAGGACACUUGAGCAAGCAAAGAAAGUGUACCAAAAAGGGUAUUUAAAAAGAUAAUCUUGUUUUAAUGGUUUCUUUUGUAAUUUCAACUGGUAUGCACAGGGAACACACAGUUCUUCCCCUCCCCCCAAAAAAACUAUGAAGAGAGGUUCUGCUAAUGUUAUACUAAACCAUCAGCAGACAUAAUGAGCACAGCUAUGUUGGCUCGUACUGGGUGAUGAUCUGGACUUCUCUGUGCACUGUGUGUGCAGAGUGGCGGAGGAACAGGCCGCCUCUGAAAAGCCAACACCACAGUUACCAGCCAGUGGUCAUUUGUCUUGGUGCCAUGUGAGAUGAUAAAUGUGUCCUCUCACAUUAAGUGUCUCCCUGAUGUAGCUUUGUGGCAGAUGUUGUGAUGACUUCUGCAGUAUGGGAUGCGAGGGAUGAAAAGAUCUGUUGAGAAUGUAGGGAAAAUAUCUGUGCAGUGGAGAUAGGGAGAGAGAAGAGGGAAGAUGCUCAGGGAUUGAUUAUGCUCCCAGGAUGAUACUGUUGACUGUACAGAGGAUGGGAAACAGCUCCUUCUGCAGAGCACACGGUCUUUAUUGUUCAACGUCUGCUUUCUCAGUGACUCAGCAGAAAGUUUAUUCACCUUUUAAAUCCCACAUAGACCCCUAACCAAAAAUUGAAAGGGGAUGUAAGUGGUGCAUGGGACCUGCUCAGGGUGUACUGUGCCCUUAGGCUGGGUAUUUACCUACCAGCAAUGACUGUGCAGGUCUUAGAAGUCCUGAGAAGACUUGGGUAGAAAUGCAGGAUGAAAGCAGUGGGUAGAAUUCGGUGUGUUUCUUGUGCAUAGGGUGUAAUUAUCACAAAACUAAGAGGACUCAGGAUAGACAGUGUGGACGUUAAAUUUGUCCCAUUUUUUCGGUGAUACUGUUCAUUAUUAAUGUAAAAAUACGGGACAACAGAGAAAUCUAGUACCAGUCUAGUAGAAAACAAAUGGAAAUCUGCACAGUAUGUUGUACUGAUGUAAGUAAAACUAUCUGCAUAUAAUGUGAUUUUAUUUAUUGUUGUUUUUGUGUAGAGGAGAGUGCAUAUUCAUGACUGUGGAUAUAACCUUUGUUUAUUUGUGUAAUGUAUUUUAUUUCUUUUAUGACUUGAUCAUUUAAAAUAUCUGCAUUCAUUGGUGUCCUUUGACUUUUUAUUCUGUGCAUUUUCUUUCACACAUUUUAAAAAUGCAAGAAUAUCACAUAACCUAAAUUGUAACAAAAUGUUUCCAUUAAAGGUGUAGGAAUAUGUUA
Calidris pugnax (ruff) is the source of this 9216-nucleotide messenger RNA. RefSeq names its product natriuretic peptide receptor 3 (gene NPR3). Gene Ontology annotation, cellular component: membrane. The record is from RefSeq and is a predicted model, not a curated record. Lineage: Eukaryota; Metazoa; Chordata; Aves; Charadriiformes; Scolopacidae. Bases 1 to 1575 code for a protein of 524 amino acids. Gene Ontology annotation, molecular function: peptide hormone binding; natriuretic peptide receptor activity. Gene Ontology annotation, biological process: vasodilation; regulation of blood pressure. The transcript is spliced from 8 exons.